UAAAUUUUACAAAAGAAGAACUGAACUUGGCAAACUGGCAACCUAACAAAGUAGGAUGGGAAGGCUUCCUGGGUGUGGGAAGUAAGUGUGAGGAAUGAUUGACUGCCUGUGCUGUGGGGUCCUCCAGCGAUAAACAACUUGGCCUGGCCUGGCAGGUAGGGUGCUGGGGAGGUGGACAUGGUGGGCUCAUGAAGGGAGGUGGGCCCUGGACAGCUGAAAACUUUCGCGCUGUUGGAGGCAGCACAACAUCAUGGAAAAGAUUAAAUCGGGGGAGUGUUUCUGUUUUUUGUUUUUUUAAUAAAAUCAGCCUCCAGAGAACACACUGGCUGGAGGGUAGGGGGUGGCUCUGAAUGGGGGGAAGCUGAGACCCAGGCAGAGAGAUGCUCCUUAGAGGACAGAUCAUCAGGGAGUUGACUAGAGCAGUAGAGGGGAGGGAGGUGACUGAGGAGUAUGGAGGAGGUAAAAAGGGAAAACUGGAGACUGAUGGAAUGUAAGGGGGGCUAGAAGGAAAUAAAAUAGCAUUUACUUGGUACUUUGCAAGCAGAAUAGGUAGGAUUUAGAGUCAUAGGUUUGUAUAUGUAAAAUAUAUAGAUAACUACUUUAACUCUACAGAGACUAUUUCACCUUCAGAUUUUUCUCCCCCUGGCUGCUGCACUUCACAACUUCCCAAGCUUUUAAACUUAUCUUACCCCAGUUUUCUUUGGGAUUGUACUGUUUUUGUUUGUCUCCCAAGACCACCUUACCUCCCUGCCUGUGUGCCCUACAGGAGGGCGCUCUCCCACUUUGGGGCGAAGGCAGCUCUCAUCAAGCCCCAUUGCUUCGACACCCACAGGAGCAGUCCUGACAUGUUUUCUUAGGGCUUCGAGGAAGCAUGGGAUUGGGCCAGCCCAGAGGUCAAGGAGAUCUAUGGGGAGAAGUUUCUAGUUCAGUGAGUGAGCUGUGGACCAUGGGGAGAGAAGCAAACCAUUUUCUGGAAGUGUAGGUUCCUCAUUAGAGCCUCUUACAGUCACAGGUUCAUCCUUCUGGCUGAUUCAUCUACACAGUGGGGACAUUUGGCUACAUACCCCUGAUUCCAUGUGGUCAACUAGUAACUUCAAGAAAGAGUUUAGGUUGUUAGUGGGGGACUACUGUGUCAUGUAAAGCCUUGAUUAUGUUGAAGAGGAAACUGAAGCCAGAGAGGAAGUUCUUUGAAACUUUCUAAAUUAGAGCCAUGAAAUGGAAAAGAGGAAUGGGGAAGUAUGUAAGGAUCCUUUCUCAUUUUGAACAGAGAGAUAAAAUUAAUCAAAAUAAAUAAAAAUCUUUUGAAAAUAUGCAAGUUGAAUUUAUCCAUGGUGAUGAACUGCAUGGAGCACGUCCAGAACUUACCUGGCUGAGAGGCCAAGCUCACCUACCUCCCCAUGAACUAUGUGUCCACCUUCCUGGUGGGUGCUGUGGUCAACUGGAGCUCCCCAAGGCCUGCCAAGGCCCUAUGAAGACAAGACUGGGGUGCAUGGAGGGUAGAGUUGGGAUGCUAUGUGAAGGUUGCUAUGUUGAUGCUUUAUGGGGAAGAAAAUAAGGUGGAGGGAGUGAGCUCUUCAGUCUCUAGAGUCAUGUUGUCUACUCUCCUCCUUACCUCUGCCCCAGGUUCUCCCAGGACUCUGAGGCUAUCAGGAGGGAAGAACCCCACUUUGAGGCUGAGGAACAGGGAUCCAGUAGCGCACAAUAUGUGCCCCAUUGCCUGAGCAGCUUCUCAAGGCUCUGAGCCUCAUGGACCCAAAUCUGUACUUUUGGGAAAGAGUGAACACUUGGGAGGGGGCUCGGUCCCAUCUUCUCUGCCUCUGUUUAUCUCCUCCCAGUGUGCCUUGGCCCUGGCCAGUGUCCCCCUCCCACAAGAUGGAAAUUGCCUAGAGGAGGUGAAGGCCCCUCUCUGCUGAAGAUACCUGUGGAUAGAGGUAGAGGUGUGUAGGACAACCACCAGGCUGACCCACCAGCCUCAGGUGCCAACUCACCAGGGAGGCCUGUCAUCUGAGGGUGGGUGGCAUUCCCAGCCCUAGGAAAAGAGCCUUCUGUGUCGUCCCACAGCACUCCAAGCCUCCAGUCCAUGGCCUAUUUUGUGAUGUUAGGAGUUUGAGCCCAGGGGAGCACUGCCUUAGCCAGUAGUCAACAGAGAGGCCCAUAAGAUGAUGAGCCAGGCGGAGGCCUGUGCUGGGGCAGUCCCAAGUCAUCCUUUUCAAGAUCCAGAGGCAGCCCCUGGGUCUUGUUUGUCUUCUCAAGGACUGGGUUACUCCUGGGGCUGCUCAGCCCUCAAGUGAAAUUAUCUGACAUCUCCCAGCCAAGACUUCCCUGUCUACUCACCCAGGAGGCAGAGUUGGGAAAUGCCUUCUAGAUCCAGUGUAAGCAGUGUUAUGCCUCGGAGUGGUUACGAAGUAAGUGAGGUUUGCUUCUAUCACUUCCCAUAUAGGCUUUGGGUUUGUUCCCCAAAGGUGGGUACACAAUCUGACCUCCCACCACCCUUGGGAUGGAGUAGCCAAGCUCUCUGCCCUUUUCCAAGGAGACACCUGCUUUGACUGAUUCUAGAACUGACCAACCUUGGUAGACAGUGGAGCACAGAGAUGCAUCUUUGUCCCUUCACUCUAGGGAACUUUGUGUCAGAGUUCCCUGGUCAUGAGUUGGUCACCAGGCUCAUCCUGAGGAGUGGUGACCCUCGAGGUUUAUCCAAAGAACCACUGUGGACUCUAGUAUCACCUGUGCCUGCAUCUUAUACAAUCCUGGGUGUGGUCCCUCAUGACUCACACCUCUGUCUCACAUCCUUAUUUCCUUAUGUUGACCAGCUUCCCUCAUACCUUUCUGUGAGUUCUUGUGAUCCCCAUGGCCUGGAAUCUCUCCCUCCCUUCCAAGCCUGACCCUGAGAACUUUCUAAGCAGCUGUCUGGCCCCAGUCUUCUGAUCCUCCCAUAUGUCCUUUCCUUUCAGAACCAAGGACUCAGCCCUGCGCCCUUUCUGCAGCUGCCUAGGGAGCUCAUGACCCAUCCUCAUGACCUCAUCUCGUUGAUAUUCAUAUCCGAACUCUCUCUUCUCCUGCCUUCUCUCUCUAUGCUCAAAGCGUCCCCCCUCCUAUUACUCUUGCCACCUGUGGUUCUACCUGUUAUCAGCCCAUACAUUAGAAUCACUUUGACUCCUGGCCCCCCUUCUCUCUGCACACCCAACUAAUCACUGUGCCAGCUGACUUCAUAAUCCCUUCAUCCUGCCAUCACCACCCCCACACCGGGCUCCUCAGAUCACCAGAUCACCUCAUGUGUGUCUGAUCCUGGGGGUAGAAAAAAAAUGCCCAUAAAAUGCCCAAUGGGGGCCCUGCCCCAGGGUUGCUGAUGUGUCCUCAGUCCUUGCCUUCCUCCAUUUGCCUAGUGACUGGGGGAGGCUGGUUGCCGGGCCUGCCUGGAGUGCAAUGACUCCUCAUUGGUGAUCUGAGUAUCGUUUCCCACGGACCCAGGCCCUGAGGCCCUCGGUCUUUCUGCUUUGUGUGAGUAGGGGCCUCUCAUCACCAGCCUCCUUUAUAGGAGGGUCCUGCUGCCUCUGGCCUCAGGACAAUGAAGGCAUAGCUUCCCAGAGAGAAACUCUUUUACAUCAUCUCCCAUAAUGGACAUUCACCUAAGGGCAGAGAAUUCCAGAGAGCUAAUAACCUGGAACUCAUUUCUCUUGGGGUUUGGAAGGCACAACUAAUUUUGUUUGUUUUACAUUAAUGAAUUUAUCUUAAUUUUUCCUCUAAAAAUAAAAAUUAGUUUAUUUACAUGCCUGCACUCUUGACAAAUGAUUUCAAUCCCUGGACUAGGGAUGGGGGAUUCCCAGGGGGGCCUUCUAGGCUGAGUUCUUUUCCAUUUACCCUGCUCAGAACACCCAGGUGAGCCACCUCUCAGCACCAACAUCACUACUGGGGUCUGUCCCAUCCUUGACACCUUGACGCAUAGGGGCUGGGGAGAGAGAAGGGCAGCUACCAAGCUGUCUGAGGUGACAAGGCUUCAGGUUAGACUUGAAUUUCUUGCAUCUGGGCUAAUUGGUGUGUGAUGCAUCCAUCCACCUAUAAAAAUUAUAGCGUGGCUCACUCAGGGCGCUGUGUGUGUUGCCAGCAGUGGAAGGGAGGAGAGCUCUUCUCAGUAGCCUCCAGCACGCUGCCAGCUGAGGGUCAGAGGACAAGCCUCUCCCUCUGUCUCCUGAGCCCCAUCCUUCUUGGCCAUCACCUCUUUCCUGCCCUAUGGCGGCUCUCACGGACCUCUCUUUUAUGUACCGCUGGUUCAAGAACUGCAAUCUUGUUCGAAACCUCUCAGACAAGUAUGUCUUCAUCACAGGCUGUGACUCGGGCUUUGGGAACCUACUGGCCAAGCAGCUGGUUCAUCGAGGCAUGCGGGUGUUGGCUGCUUGUUUCACCCAUGAGGGGGCCCAGAAGCUGCAGCAAGAUACCUCCUACCGGCUGCAGACCACCCUAUUGGAUGUCACCAAGAGCGAGAGCAUCCAGAUGGCAGCCCAGUGGGUGAGGGACCAAGUGGGCGAGCAAGGUCUCUGGGCCCUGGUGAACAACGCUGGUUUGGGCUUGCCCAGUGGUCCCAACGAAUGGCUGACUAUAGAGGACUUUGUGAAGGUGAUCAAUGUGAACCUGGUGGGACUGAUUGAAGUGACCCUCCACAUGCUACCCAUGGUCAAGAAAGCCCGGGGCCGGGUCGUCAACAUGUCCAGCUCUGGUGGUCGUGUGGCUGUCAUUGGUGGUGGCUACUGUGUGUCCAAGUUUGGUGUCGAGGCCUUCUCUGACAGCAUCAGGCGUGAGCUCCACUACUUUGGGGUUAAAGUCAGCAUCAUUGAGCCCGGGAACUAUCGGACGUCCAUUCUGGGCAAGGACGGCAUAGAGUUGCGCAUGCAGAAGCUGUGGGAGCAGCUGCCUCAGGAGACCCGGGAUAGCUAUGGAGAGGAGUACUUCCGCAUCUAUACUGAAAAGUUAACAAACAUGACUCGGUCAGCAGAGCCAAGGCUCAGAGAUGUCAUCAAUAGCAUGGAACAUGCCAUCGUUUCCCGGAGCCCGCGCAUUCGCUACAACCCUGGCCUGGAUGCCAAACUUCUCUACCUGCCCUUGGCUAAGCUGCCCACCCCCGUGACAGAUUUCAUCCUGAGCCGGUACCUUCCAAGGCCAGCAGACAGUGUCUGAGCCGGGGAAGCCCAAAGGGUGGUCAGUGAAGUGUCCAGAAGGGUGCUGGGAGAAGGGACUCUGAGGUCACAAAAGGUGGCAUCAGACUUUCUGGGGACACUUUGCUUGGCUGACACACAUUGCUGGUGAAUUUAUGGGUAACUUCUAAUAGAAGAUGAGGGCCUCUUCCCACUCACUGGGGCCACACAGAAACCUGCGAUGGCCUUUGCAGGUUCAAAGACCUGCAGGAUGGCCCUGGCACUAGCUGUCACCUGAUCUGUAUAUGGCUUUUUCUGGACCUGGGAAAGUCAAGGAGAGGAUAACUAACUCUUGCUGAAUCAUGAACCUCCCUCGGUUGUCACUGCCACCUGGAGAUACUGUGGCACAACCAGCCCACAGGAGAGUCUCGACCACUUUCUUAUUAGGUCUCUCACUAUGCAUUAACUUCUUACACACAACCCAUUAUUUGAAGUGUAUGGUAGGGCAGACAGAGUACACGAAUAAACAGGGAAAGUUCAGGAUACUUUCGCUCUGUUUGGAUUUCUCUAUCCAUAGGUGAUUGGGGCCCACGUGAAAUAAUAUACAUUUAUUUAGUUACCAUUAAUUAAUUCUUCAAAUAUUUAUUGAGUUCUUAUUACAUACCAGGCACUGUGUAGCUGCUAGGUUAUAAAAUGAUUCAAUCAUGGUCUUGGUUUAUUUGUGUUUUUGUUUUUGUUUUUUAGCACAGUAUGUAGUAGUGACGAUGGACAAACAGUGAUAAAAGAAACAGAAAUCAGAAAAACCACAUUUUCAGAGCUGUUAAGAGUCUUGGAGGUCAUCUAAUUCAGGGGGCGCCAAAAUUGUCUGUAUGUCAUAAUCAUGCAGUUAAUUAAAAUAAGAUUCCUAGGCCUUGAUGUUAGAAAAUAUGACUUAGUAGACUUGGGAUGGAGCCCAGAAAUCUGUAUUUGUAACAAGAACAUAGAUGAUUUUGAUGCACUUGGGAACUGCUGAUAGCUCCACAGAAGUAAUUAAUGCUCAGAGGAGGGUUGGAUGUGACCAAUUCAAAGCCCCUCAGCAUAGUGACCAAGAUAAAAGUCAGGUGUUCAGAUUCCCAGUGUAGGAUUUUUGUUAUAGAAGAAUAAAUUUCUGAAAUUAGUAACAUUGUUAAAUAAUUCAUUGAACUAAAAUUUUUAAAAAAUACCUUAAAUUUUUGGGUCAUAUGAAGUUCUAUUAAAAAAAGAUGUUUUUGAUCUUGAGGAAUGGUCAUGUAAUAAAAGCAAAUGUGAAAA
Molecule: messenger RNA, 6416 nt
Organism: Phyllostomus discolor (pale spear-nosed bat)
Lineage: Eukaryota; Metazoa; Chordata; Mammalia; Chiroptera; Phyllostomidae
Gene: SDR9C7
Product: short chain dehydrogenase/reductase family 9C member 7
Exons: 4
Coding region: 4228-5169 (313 amino acids)
Molecular function (GO): oxidoreductase activity
Source: RefSeq, a predicted model, not a curated record